UUGAACUCCAGCCCGCCGCCCCUCCCAUCCCAUCCCUGAUCCCCACACCAGACAGGCAGACAACACCACCAUGGCGCACGCCGAGGCCUCCUUCGAUCUGCGCCGGAGGAUGCAGCACCAACGCGCCGCCAUCCAGCGCCGGAUCGCCCACACCCGGGACCGCGCCGCCGCAACCGCGGACGCCUUCAGCGCCGCCCUCCUCUCCGCGCGCUCCAUCGCCAACCAAACCGUCUCCAACCGAGCACAACUCAACCAGCUAAAACAACAGCUCCGGAAAUUAGAAGCAGAUCUUGCACAAGCCCUCUCCGUCCAAACAAGCAAAAGGUCAAAACACAAGCUCAUGGGCGACUCAAUUUUGAACACCACUGCAACGAAUGACCAGCUCAGGAGCUUGGUCAUGGAUCAGAGGGCUACAAGAGAUGAAUAUGUGAAUGCCAUAUCAAACCAACUCCAAGCUAUUGAAUCCCUCGAAGCUGAGAGUGAUGCAAAAGGGGAUACGAACCUAGACAAAGCUAUCAUGUGGUACAGCAAGUUUCUUGGUUUUCAAGUUGUUGGAGGAGAAGGGGUGAGAUUUGUGUUCAGCAAAAUCGACGUGCAAAGUCCUGACAAGGAGUAUUCUUUUUGCAUAAAGCUUAUUGAAGAAAGAUACAUCUUAGUCCAGUGUGUUCCCUUUGUGGAUGGCUCCGAAGAACUUUUGAAGGAUCUUAACUGCAACAAUGAUCUGUACAAAUUUGUGAGGACCAUGAGAGAGAGGUUCCAGAUGGCUACAAUCAGUGGAAAUCUCCAGGCAAUCUCCUUUUCCCCUGACAUGUCAUCCAUAACGUCUUCAUCAAUCUCAGCCUUAUCGCUCAAUUCCGGAAGUGAAAAUAAUACCAAGCAAAGGUAUACUAGAAGUCGGUCAAAGAAUCAGGAAAUUGCUACUAAGAAAGGACUAGCAUCCCGAUCAGUAGCAUCCCCUGGUUCCAUGGAACGCUGCUAAAGUUGCCGUCAGACAGCUGGCUCCAGUGUAGCAAAUUCAUCUGCGGUUGGCUAAACUUAUACUAGCAGGCAGCGGAAUGUGCACUAGACAGACACGUGGAGAUCCAUUAUCCAUCUUGGAGGACUCCCAUUCUCCAUGGCGACUUCCUACUCUCAACUUCCAACAGCAAUGGGCAGUGGAGAUCUGUACAGUAAAGUUAAAGCACCUCUGUGUGGCAGAUGAUUAGAUCAUGCAUCAAAUAUGAACUUUGAAUCCCUCUGUUGACACAUAGGUAAUGCUGUAUUUUUUUUUGUCUGUUGCUUGGCAUUUCCAUCUCAAACCCGUACCGUACCUCUCGGUUUCACCGUUUGAAAAUUUUCAUUUACCUAAUAUUCUUAAUAGUCUUGGUAUUGUAAGCUUGUUCAAGCCUUUGAGACGCUCUUCUACAAAGUUUAGCUUGUAAUUUUACAUGUUGAAAUGGUUUACAAAUUUGCCAGACCAAAA
Messenger RNA from Panicum virgatum (switchgrass), 1462 nucleotides. Its product is annotated as kinetochore protein SPC25 homolog. Bases 71 to 979 code for a protein of 302 amino acids. Lineage: Eukaryota; Viridiplantae; Streptophyta; Magnoliopsida; Poales; Poaceae. The record is from RefSeq and is a predicted model, not a curated record. The transcript has 8 exons. Gene Ontology annotation, cellular component: Ndc80 complex. Gene Ontology annotation, biological process: chromosome segregation.